AGGAAAGGGACAGAAGAGAAAAACAAGAAGAUAAUAUACGACACACUAAAACAAAUGGAAGAAGUCUUAAGUUGUUGUUACUUAAAAGGUUUUAAUCUGUUAUGUUAGUGCGCUGUAUGUUGGCCCCAAACUAAAAUGAGUUCGACAGCCCCUGUAUAAAUUCUGUCAAUAAAUGUUUUAUUGUGAAAUGACAAAGCGGAAGUUCUUUUCGUUGGGUGGGUCGACGCACGUGCAGCUGGAUGUUUUGCUAGAUUCGUCAGCAGCGAAGAGCGUCCGUCGAGUUUGUUUUCUUUCCACAUUCCACUAGGACUUGUAUUCGUAGAUGUUUUGCGGUUUUUUAUUCUUCUUAAGGUCAAGCUUAAAUAUCGAUUCGUCUCCAGGUAUGUCUGAACCUAAACUUGUCUUUAUGCCAAAUACAAAAAGUAGUAGUAGUAGCAUUUGAGCAUUAAAUAAGAGUGUGUGUUUGCAUUUUCACUUUUGUUUGGAUUUGCACUUGAUCAGGUGUCUUAGAUCAAGUGCCAAUUUUCAGUUUAUGUUGGAGACGACGUCAGAAAGGUGACAUUUCGAUUUGUCAUCUUGGAAUGUGUAGUUUGGUCCUGCUUAACUAAUACUUCUGUUAUUUAGCCUAUCACACUGACCUUAAUGUGGUGGUCAAAAUUAUCGACUGUACAUAAAUUCAAAUCCACCACAAACCACAGUCUCCAAAAUAAUAGCACGGUUGAAUCAGCUUUGUCUACUGACAGGGUGCAGCCUACGUAGAGUUUGAUGUUCACCUCUCCAAGGAUGCUGUUCCUAUCGUAUAUCAUGAUCUGACUUGCCGCAUAUCGUCUCAGAAGGUAAAUUUGAGCCCGGCUGUAAUCAGAUCUCCACUAUUGUCAAACGACUAAAGAAAUGUAAAAAGAAAACACACAAAUGAUUAAGUUUAGGUCGUAAAGAGUGGCAUAUGUAUGGUGAGUACAGUAAAUACAUCCAAGGAAGAAAUAUACCAAACCAAAUACAUUUAAAAAUGAAUGCAUUCUAAAAAAGAAAAAUCAACAAUCUAAUGGGACAGUAAAUUAACAGGGAAGCUGAUGUAAACAGAAAUAAGUGUAGAAGCCUCCAAAUGUAUUGUUUAUUAAUCAGUUAGAUUUGAUUAGUUCUUUAAUGCCUACAUUAAUCCUGAUUAUUAUUGUUGUUGUUGUUGUCAAUUGAGCAAUUAAUUCAUUACAUUUUUAUUAUGCUUUGGGCACUUCUGGUCCUCCAUACAGAGCAGGUCUCUGCUGUGUACUUUGUACCAAAUAAGUGCUGUGUCACUUUGACCUGGUUCUAUGCCGUGAUACUGUUACUAGUGUUGUUAAUUCCGUUCAGUGAAAAUAGGUGAGAUUCAAUCUAUACGGGAUUGACAGGAGCUUUGGAAACCAAGUGAAUCUGGGUUACUACGACCUGACAUUAAAUACCUCUCGAGUGACAAAGGGAUUUAGAGAAGAGUCACCAUGCGUUCAGGAAAGAAAAGCUCCGGGCAGGAGAAUCAAUCAAUCAAUCUCGAAAUUGAUAUGGAUUUACGUUCUCAGCCCAAAGCAAAGGCAGAAGAAGACUGUGUGAGCAGUUGUGUCUCAGAUAAAGACAGAAAUAAACCAACCUAUUGUAUAACUGAUGUCCCGCCUUGGUACCUUUGCAUUUUCCUAGCCAUUCAGCAUUACCUCACAGCAUUUGGUGGGGUGAUCACCAUCCCUCUCAUUCUUUCUGAGGGACUUUGUCUGCAACAUGACAGCUUGACCCAGAGCCACCUCAUUAACACCAUUUUCCUUGUUUGUGGCCUGUGCACCAUUCUGCAGGUUACCUUCGGUGUCAGACUUCCCAUCAUCCAGGGGGGUACAUUUGCCUUGGUGACUCCUGCUGUGGCCAUGUUGUCCAUGCCAGAGUGGAAGUGCCCAGCUUGGACCCAGAAUGCCAGCCUGGUUGACACCUCCUCCCCUGAAUACUUAGAAGUGUGGCAGACUCGCCUGAGAACACUCCAGGGCUCUAUCAUGGUGGCCUCUGUCCUUCAGAUCUUGGUUGGCUUCUCUGGCCUCAUCGGCUUUCUCAUGCGCUUUAUUGGCCCCUUAACCAUCGCCCCAACUGUCUCUCUCAUCGGCCUAUCUCUGUACGACCCUGCCGGAGACAAGGCUGGCACCCACUGGGGCAUCUCUGCCAUGACCGCAGUGCUGAUCAUCCUGUUUUCUCAGUACCUUCGCCUUAUACCAAUCCCUGUUCCUGCAUACAGCAAGACCAGAAAACUGCACACCUCAAAGUUUUAUAUCUUCCAGCUAAUGCCUAUUCUUCUGGGCAUAGCGGUCUCGUGGUUAGUCUGCUACCUCCUCACCAUCUGUGAUGCUCUACCAGCCGAUUCAACCCGCUAUGGCUACCUGGCUCGCACUGAUGUGAAGGGAAAUGUAGUGGGCAAGGCUUCCUGGUUCACAAUACCUUACCCUGGUCAGUGGGGUGUGCCGAUGGUGAGCCUGGCAGGUGUGAUUGGCUUUAUGGCUGGAAUAAUAUGCUCCAUGGCAGAGUCUGUGGGCGACUACUAUGCAUGUGCCAGGCUGUCAGGGGCGCCCCCUCCCCCGAAGCACGCCAUCAACCGGGGCAUUGGCGUUGAAGGGGUUGGCUCAUUGUUGGCGGGGGCCUUCGGCACAGGCAACGGCACCACUUCUUUUAGUGAGAAUGUGGGAGCACUUGGUAUCACCAAAGUGUGUAGUCGAACAGUGAUUUUCCUGAGCGGAGUCUUCAUGAUUUUAAUGGGGAUAUUGGGCAAAUUUGGAGCCAUCUUCACCACAAUCCCCGACCCUGUGGUUGGAGGGAUGUUCCUGGUCAUGUUCGGAGUCAUAACUGCUGCUGGAAUCUCUAAUCUGCAGUCCACAGACAUGAAUUCUUCUCGAAAUAUCUUCGUGUUUGGUUUCUCCAUGUUUUCCGCUAUUGCCAUUCCCAACUGGAUCAAUAAGAAUCCGGACAACCUGCAAACAGGUGUCAAAGAGGUGGACCAAGUACUGCGCAUAUUGCUGACAACCAGUAUGUUUGUGGGAGGCUUUCUUGGCUUCGUCUUAGAUAACACAAUUCCUGGGACUAAACGUGAGCGUGGCCUCUUAGCCUGGGACAAAGUACGUCUCGAAGACUCUGACAACACCUUUGAAACUGAGGAGGUGUACGCCCUCCCCUUUGGCAUAACCUCUUACCUGCGAUCCAAGUCUUGGGUACGUUACAUCCCUUUCUGUCCACGGGACGGUCACGGAUCUCAGCACAAGACUGAGGACAGUGAUGUGCCACAGAGCCGGGGGACUGAGCAAGGUGGACAGGUCACGGAGGAUUUGCUGUAGACCAAUGUUCCCUCUAAACUGCGCGCUUGCGCAAUCACGCACUGCUUGCACAUUCUCGCUACACAGCCAGUCAUAGCCUUGACUAGACCUGGGCAUUUAACGGCCCGCAGGCCGCAUACGGCCCUUUGGCCAUUCCCGUCUGGCCCGCGGUAUGUCAGUAAUAAGCACAGAUGAACAACUAUUUAUACUGUGCAUGCAAUACGACUGUGUUGCUUUUAUUUUGAGCCAUGAUGUGUUAUU
Molecule: messenger RNA, 3569 nt
Organism: Mugil cephalus (flathead mullet)
Lineage: Eukaryota; Metazoa; Chordata; Actinopteri; Mugiliformes; Mugilidae
Product: solute carrier family 23 member 1-like
Exons: 13
Coding region: 1473-3329 (618 amino acids)
Biological process (GO): transmembrane transport
Cellular component (GO): membrane
Molecular function (GO): transmembrane transporter activity
Source: RefSeq, a predicted model, not a curated record